Messenger RNA from Fraxinus pennsylvanica, 480 nucleotides. The record is from the annotation of a GenBank genome assembly. Lineage: Eukaryota; Viridiplantae; Streptophyta; Magnoliopsida; Lamiales; Oleaceae.
AUGUUGGGCAAGCGUGAACAGCCUCCGUUUAGGAGGACAACAAGCAUGUCAGGAAUAAAUGCUGCCGCCGGUGAAAUUCCGCCGCCGUUUAAGCCUCUUAAUCCGAUGAUCGGCUGUGUUGGAUUCGGAGAUGUAAUUGUGGGUCCAAGUGGAUAUGAUGAAGGGUCAAUGGCUAUGAUGCCUCAGGGAAUCUAUAUGACGGCUGGUUCGGGUGAUUCAGCCGGCGUGGAGAUGGCUGAUUUCUUGAAAACCUGCGGCCUCUGCAACCGCAGUCUGCCACCGGGCCGUGAUAUCUACAUGUAUAGGGGUGAUGCAGCAUUUUGUAGCCUAGAAUGCCGAGAACAACAAAUAAAACAAGAUGAAAAGAAAGAGCGACGCGCCAUGGCGAAGAAGGUUGAAACUCAUCACAACCACUCUAAGGUGGCGGCAGCCGCUGCCUCAGACACCUCCAGCAAGAGUGAGACGGUGGCGGCAGCUUAA